UUAGUUUUGAAAGGAUCGCCUAUCGCCCUUCGCGCUAAUCCAAAGGGUGUUAUGCAACAAUGUAUUUGUGAAAGACUUAGUUGUUUAGUUGUUUGUCGCAGUCCUUGCUCAAUACAUCCGCGGCGAAUUGCACUGAUGGAUUUGCGUGAAUGUCCAAAUUGUCGAAGUGUGCAAUUAAGUGAAGUUGCCUGAAAAGCACCCAAAUUUUUGAUUCUAAAAUAUGUUUUUGAUUU
Meloidogyne enterolobii is the source of this 233-nucleotide messenger RNA. The record is from the annotation of a GenBank genome assembly. NCBI's taxonomy places the organism in Eukaryota, Metazoa, Nematoda, Chromadorea, Rhabditida, Meloidogynidae.